Messenger RNA from Aureobasidium vineae, 1147 nucleotides. NCBI's taxonomy places the organism in Eukaryota, Fungi, Ascomycota, Dothideomycetes, Dothideales, Saccotheciaceae. The record is from the annotation of a GenBank genome assembly.
AGCUGCCAUGGCUGGUCAUCAGGAACCCAAGGUGAUCGUGUUCAGUCACGAUGCCGAUAUGACGCUACGCGUGCUUGAGUACACGCAGCCACUCAAGCCUAACGAUGACGGAGGAGACAAAAUCAAGAGCACUACCGACUUCCAGGUUGACCGUCAAGUGCUCAUUAACACAUCCGACUCCGAAUUCUUCAGGGCUCUUUUGACAAGCAAUGCUUGGGCCGAAUCUGGCAAGUCUCUCGUUACUCUGAAGGAGCACAACCCUGCUAGCGUCGAGGCCAUCCUCUGUUCAGUCUACUCGAAGGACCAAACAUGGAAAUCUUCCUCCAUCGGUCAACACACCACUGCGCGAACUCUGCAGCUUCCUGCCAAGAAUCUCUGGGAUGUGAUUGCUUCCAAUCACCUCUUCAUGAUACCUUUCCCCGAGAUCGACGCAUGGUUCAGCGCUUGGUAUGAAGAUAACGAACAAAAGACUGUGGACGAAAUGCUGCUAUAUCCAUGCUACCAAUUCCAUCAUGCUCGAGGUUUCAUGUCGGCUACCAGAAACCUUGUCUACGACCGCCCUUUCAUUGAGGAGUACAUGAACGAGAAGCACUAUCGCUUCCAUCUUCCACCACGUCUUAUUCGCCACCUCAGAGUCCUUCUGGCUAGUUGGCUCUGGAAACCGGUUGCAAACGUUCUCAGAAGCUCUUGCGUCUGCAAAGAACAAACCGUUUUCGAAUAUUUCCGUGCCCUCACUUUGACUGGAGGAUAUCCCAUCGAUCAACAGGGUCGAAAUUCAGUCUCUGGUGUCUGCAGGAGUCUUGGAAGCUUUGACAAUGACUUUGAACCAACGAGAUCUCGUCAUGACUGCUAUGUGUGUGACGCAAAUUGGUCCAGAGUUGUGACAGACGCAGUCAUCUCUAUUAAGAAGCACUUUGAUGGACUCUGCCUAGACUGUAUGGACCACACUCAACCGAAGUUUCUCGACGAGCACGAGGACUACUGGAACCAUGUCUCGUAUGACAAGCAGUGGGACAAGCAUUGUCAUAUCAAGCACGGUCAGGCAACCUGGUAUUCAUCCUUUAAAGAGGAAGGUCUCAACCCUGCUCAGAAGCAAGCGAUGCGCGGCAAAGCUGUCUACGAUCGCGAGAUGGUGAACAUACCCGGU